AUGUGUCGUUACGGUAAAUUCUGCAUACGGUUUCAUGAUGAAAAUCAUUUGCGAAAAGAAAAACAUCCUUUUAAUCAACCAUGCCCAUUCACACCAUACUGUUGUCCUCAAUACAAUGAAUUCUCACAAACUGCUAACAAGAAAUUAUUAAAAAUCGACGUCCAAAAACAUUGUUUACAAUUAUCUCAUGUUUGCGAAUGGGGUCGACAAUGCAAAGAUAGAUCUGAUCAACACUGGAAAAGUGCCAUACAUGUUCCACGUCAUAUGUGUCCAUACGAUAAUCGGUGUACAAAAACUGACCAAGAUGACCACUUGAAUACGUUUUCGCAUACGGGUAUACCUGAUAUUCGCCCCAUGUGCGCUCAUCGACGUGAUAUUUGUCGAGAUAAAGGGAAACCUGAUCAUAUAAAACAGUUUCGACAUUAUGGAAACUGUGAUUUUAGCGGUGUUAUAAAUUAUUUUGGUCAAAACAAAUCGAUAGAUUUUGUUGAAAAUCAAAAACAUAUGAUGGAAGCUAUCAACAGCUAUUUUGAGCAUAACAAAAUAACUUGUUCUGUACCGAAAGAAAUCGAGAGAUUUGUCAAAGCUUUACAACCAGUCCAUCGUUGCUCAAAAGUUAUUUUCGAAUCGAUACUUGUUCAUGGUCAUGUAAUGUCUAGUAAGUAUAUGGAGCACUUAAAACAACCUAAGUUUGCUGCUCAAGCUGUCCAAGAACAUAGAGAUGUACGAACUAUUCUCGAUCGUCAUGACGCUGCCCGAAGCUAUGCUAAAGAAUAUAUUCGAGCGAUCGUUGCAUUGGAGUACAGUAAAAAACCUCCGAUAAGUUUACCCAUGGAAGUACCUCUACAUAUUUCAUCAUCAAUGUUACGUUCCUCGAUAUUACCCACGUCUGAUUCUCAAGAAUCGAAUGAAACAAUACAGAAAACGGAAAGAUUUUUAAGAGCUAUGAUGGAAAGAAAAGAAAUUGAUACAAUUCGUCGAUGUGCAGUCGAUAUCGCCACUGCUUCAUUGAAUCUUCAUAAAGCUCCAGCCGGUAUUCAAUAUGAAAAAGACAAACAGCUGGGUACAAAUAAGCAUGUUUUCGGUAUUCUCGGUCCGCAUUGUGGGCGCUAUUAUGGAGAUAUUGUUUUGGUGUUUAAAGCGGAAGUCAUGCUUCAUCCAGAUGCCAAUUUUACCCAUCAAGCAGCAACAUCAUAUUUAAGUGGAAGAACGUAUUCUCAACGUCCGUGGGUGAGAGAUCCCGGCUCGGAUUCGAGAAAAACAGCGCGCUUUCACCAAUCAAAACUGCAUUGUUCUGUGCCGAACUAUGAACAUGUUGCGGCAGCAGAGCUCAUUGCUAUAACAAGUAAACACCAGAAGAAAUCGAGUAUUGACUACAAGGAUAUUCUUGAUCGAUGGUUGAGCGUCGAUUCGCAUGAAGUAUUUGAAGCACAUUUGCCACAACUAAUCCCAUUGGAUUACAUUGAAAAAGUGUAUAUUCCAAAAAGUUUAUUCUAUUCUUUAUCACGAAAAGCUCAAGAAUGUGCAAAAAGAACGUUCUGUCAUGGUUUGCAUUUAACGAACCAUCAGGUUGAUGUAUCACCAAACGAUAUGUAUGCGUUAGAUAAUAAUCGUAAGGAAUAUCAAAAGUUCAUCAUCGAUAAGCUUGUCACAAAAAUUAAUAAGCGAAUGAAUCAUCCUACAUAUUCAUAUGGUACUUUCUUUACGCUUGCACCAACUGAAUUUACAGAUUACAUAGUUUUACCAAUAACUAUAAACAAAUCUUAUUAUGAGUACCGCCGAACCCAUAAAAAUCAUUCGAAUGUCGAUGAUGUCUACAUCUAUUGGCAAGCCAUGCAUGGCGACAUGAUUCUUGCAUUAUCAGAUGAACACAUUGAGUCAAAAAGAUCAGAAAAAAAUACUCAAUAUCUUGUGUGUUAUAUCGCACCACGACCACCUCUGAAAACGGCAGCAUAUGAUGAAGCAUAUUCAUACCUGAACAACGGUGAUCCAUACAGGCACAGCGUCAUUUUAAACAAUAAUGAAUGUAAUGCUAAAUCAAAUACAUUCUACCGUGGUUGUAGUAGCGGAGAUUUUCUUACUUUUUGUCUUAAACUCGAUAAGAAAACAGGACAAGUUACACUUUCGCACGCUGGAGCAAAUGGUAUUUAUUGCCAUAAUAAAAUUACGUAUCAAUUUUCUAAACAACGUCUCGAUUUAAACCAAUUGCGGUAUGUCCAUGUCAGUGCCGGAUCUCAGAAAGUGCCUAUUCGAAAUCUAAUUAUAACUUUUGAGCCGGUUUCUGAUCUUCAUCCAUCGUUCGACAAGAAUUUUAGACCAGAAAGCGACGUUUCAUCUAAUGAUGAACACUCACAUAACCAUGAUAAACCAUCACCACAUAGAUCCAACGGACCGUCUAGACACGAAUCCCCAUCAUUUCUAAACAAAGCGGGCAAUGCGAUUAAAGGUGCUGUUGAUUAUCUCCUUCGUAACGAUAAAGAACGAAAACCAUGCCCGGAAGCAGUCAACUGUUUACUACAAGGAUCAUCUACACAUACAGAAGAAUUCUUUCAUCCUUGCAGAUAUGCUGAGUUAUGUAAUAACAAAGAUAAAGAACCUCAUUUAACGCAUGAAUCGCGGCGAGUUACACAAUGUCAGUUGAAUAUUUCAUGUUCAAAACUUGACAAUCCGGCCCAUCGAGCUGCAUACCGACAUGAUGGUUAUCCGGAUUUUCUCAUACCUUGUAGGGAUAGCUCAAAAUGCCAAGAUUCGACAUUCCAACUGUCAUGGGCAAUUACCAAGCUAGUAUCAUAA
Adineta ricciae is the source of this 2793-nucleotide messenger RNA. NCBI's taxonomy places the organism in Eukaryota, Metazoa, Rotifera, Eurotatoria, Adinetida, Adinetidae. The record is from the annotation of a GenBank genome assembly.